AUGCCGGGGGUCGUUGAUACUCCCGCCGGCCCAAGCUGGCCAGGCCUGGGCUACACGGUUGCGCACCAGAAGGUCGAACUGGAGGUAGACUUCGCAAACCGGAGUCUCAAGGGCAAAACGGAGAUCAUCAUUCACCCUCAUUACAAGGACCUGCGCACUAUUCGAUUGAAUUUCCGACAGGGAGAACUGAAGCGUCUAAAUGUCAGCGGAAAGGUGCCUACCGUCAAAUACACCGACCCUUACGAGUCGCUCCAACUCUACGGACCCCAUUAUCACCAGCGCCUAUCGUCGAAAAUAGAUGGCCUCCUCAAACCCCGACCCGAACCCGAACUCCUCUUGACCCUCCCCAAAAGCGUGCGCAUCGAAGAGCUCGAUCCUUUUUCUACGGAGGCCCAAGAUCAGAUGGCACUCCGUGCUCCUGGAAUAGCCGAUGAUACGGAAGGCCCUUUAAGCUCGAAGGCUGCGGAUACGUCCCUUCCGCGAUUCACGGCGCUUACGGUGAAUAUCGAAUUUAUCGCCGAGAACAUACGGGAUGGUUUGCAAUUUGUUGGUGUAGAGAGUGGUGACAAGCGCUAUCCGCACGUUUAUACCACAAACUCUCUUGAUUAUGGGACUGGAUGCCCGCUUUUCCCUUGUGUCGAUGACCCUUCCUCGCGUUGCACUUGGGAAAUAUCGAUCAAGUGCGCGGCUACGCUAGGCGAUGUUUUCGACCGCAAGUCAAAGGAUCAAUCAAGUGGUGGAUCUGGGGCUCGUCCAAAAUCAAGCACGAAUUACGAUCGAUUCAUUGCACCCGACGACGAGGCCAUGGAUAUGUCAGUGGUCUGUUCUGGGGACUUGACGGAUGAUAUUAUUGAUCCAAGAGACCCCAGCAAGAAAACAGUCUCGUUUGCUUCUUACUCCCCUCUUUCUGCCCGUCAAGUCGGAUUUGCUGUUGGUCCAUUUGAGUAUGUCAACCUCGCCGAUUUCCGUGAAAGCGACCAAGACGAACAACUUGGUCAGAAUGCCAUCCCGUUGCAUGCGUUUUGCCUACCAGGAAGAGGUGAUGAAGUUCGUAACACCUGUUUUCCGAUGGCAAAGGCCAUCGAUUAUUUCUCAUUGACAUAUGGAUCAUACCCGUUUGCGAGCUACAAGAUGUGCUUCGUCGAUGACGUACCGGAGGAUACGUUACCAACGUCCUGCUUCUCAAUAUGUAGCAGCCGUCUUCUGUUCCCGGAGGAGAUAAUUGACCCCAUGUACGACUCGACUCGUGCAAUCACCCAUGCGCUUGCCGUCCAGUGGAUUGGUGUCAAUAUUGUGCCGAAGGAGGCGGUUGAUACUUGGGUAACAGUUGGCGUUGCUUGGUAUAUGACAGAUACCUUCAUGCGAAAACUCUGCGGGAACAACGAAUACCGCUUCCGACUAAAGCAAAUGUCGGAUCGGGUCUGUGAUUUGGACUACGAGCGUCCAUCUGUGCACGACAUGGGAAAUAUCCUCAGCAUAGACCCAUCAGAGGCCGACUUCAUCGCGCUCAAAGCGCCGAUUGUCCUGUUUAUCCUGGACCGGCGCCUCACUAAAGCCAGCGGAAAGGCAACAAUGUCCCGAAUCAUCUCUCGCCUUUUCUUAAACGCUCGCAUGGGAGAAAUACCCAAUGGAUCCGUUACAUCCUCUUAUUUUCAAAAGACUUGCGAGCGACUCGGACACGCAAAGUUGGACACAUUUUUCAAUCAGUGGAUUUAUGGUGCCGGGUGCCCUCGAUUCCAAGCAACUCAAAGAUUUAAUAAGAAGAAAUUGGUGGUAGAAAUGAUGAUCAAACAAGUUCAGUCUGAUCAACCAAGUGCUCGUGACUUGGAGAAGGAUGCCUUCAUGCGCGACGUCAAAGAAGAAAUUCGGAAUGUGUAUGCUGGCACAAUACAACCCGUUUUUACUGGGUCCAUGACGAUCAGAAUCCAUGAAGCUGACGGUACCCCUUACGAACACAUCGUCGAGAUCAAGGAGGGCGUCACGAAAUUCGACAUACCCUAUAAUACGAAAUAUAAAAGAUUAAAAAGGAACAAGCGACAAAAAGAGCGCGCUGCGGCCGUUAUAGGUGCGGACGGCAAUACGGAGGUACAGGAGGAUAUCCUGCUCUAUUGUCUUGGGGACGUAUUGCAAACUGAGGACGAAAUGCAACAAUGGCGACUCGCAGAUUGGAGUAAAGAGGAUGAAGAAAGGAUGGGCCAAGAAUCUUACGAAUGGAUUCGCAUGGAUGCAGAUUUCGAAUGGGUUUGCAAGCUAUCACUGGUUAUGCCUGGAUACAUGUAUCUUUCGCAGCUCCAGCAAGACCGUGAUGUGGUAGCUCAAUUAGAGUCUCUCCAGUAUAUGGCCGUCCAAAAGGAGCAUCCUUUAAUAUCAACCAUCUUCCUUCGAACACUAAUGGAUCGAAGAUACUUUCACGGGAUCCGUGUGGCUGCGGCACGGGCUUUAGUAAAACAUGCCAAGGAGGAGAUAAAUUGGCUGGGACUUUAUCAUCUCGAGAAAGCUUUUCAAGAAAUGUUCUGUCUACCAGACUCCCCUAUGACUAGGUCAAACGAUUUCUCAGACAGGGCCGCGUACGUUCUCCAACUAGUCAUUCCAGAGGCGAUCUCUCGAGUUCGAGACGUCAGCGGCAAGACCCCAAUGAGAGUUAAGCGGUUCCUUUACGACAAGCUGAAGUUCAACGACAACUCAAACAAUGAGUACUCGGACAACUUCUACGUCGCGACACUGAUGAGGUCUCUAUGUCAUGCCAUGCUGGGAAGAGUUGAAACCCGCACCGACGAACUCAAUGACUUCGAUAUGGAAGCUGUUCUAGAAGCCCAAGCCGAAGAACAACUCGAAAAAGACGCCGUGGCAGAGAUUGACCGUUAUAGAAGAAUGGACGAGUGGUCGAGCUCAUUCCAGAACCUGUACUCUCGUGCGGCUCUACAUUGCCAGAUGCAGCUUAUGCAGGCCAAAAUCGCGGAUGCCGAUGUUAUGCAGUUCUUGCCCUACACACGGGUGGGCACUUAUGACCUCCUCCGCCUAGACGCCUUCGAAUGUCUUGUCGAACUCGAUAUAUUCCAGAGUCCUGAGUUACUUCGAUGGUUUAUCUUCACCCUGUCCAACGAUCCCUCGGUAUGGCUUAGGUGGCGGCUUCACGGCUUGCUCGGAAAGGCGCUCGCGCCCGUAGCAUUUGGGCGCAGCGUUGUCAAAGAGCCAUCGACAGCUGCCGAUGGCUUAAUCAUUGAGCAAGAGUCCUCAACGGAGCUUCGACAGGCGGACCUCGCUCGAAGACAAACUGUCACCGGAGCUUUGGCUGCCCUUAAGGCAGAGGUAUCUGGCGACCAAGUGCUCAAGGAGUGCCUCUGGGCCGCAUGCAGCACCCCAGCAAUUGGUGUAUUGGAGCUUUCCGAGCUCACAGACCUAUGCAGAGUCAUAUACGAUCCCAUAACCUCAAAGAAGGUUGCCCUUAAAUACCCCAGGUACUGGGGCGUCAAGCACCUCGGAAAGGGCCGCCUUCAUUUCUUCCGCACGAACAAGGCCCGGACAUCCCUCAACCCCUCCAAAUACUCAACUACAUCCACAAAACGCAAGAGAGAAGACGCAUCAGCUGCUCCUCUUCGAGUCACUUUCAAGCAGCCAAAACCCAACCACGGCACUCCAUCCUCAAAUACCCCAGGUCCAAGUUCCUCGCAAUCAAAACCCAAGCUCCACCUCCCGAAUUUCGCCGCGGCCUCAACACAAGCCUCACAAGCCUCACAAGCACCACAAACUCCAGCAACCCCAUCUACGCCUGGCGGUGGGCUCAAGCUGAAAUUGAAAAUCGGAUCCAAACAAUAA
Aspergillus puulaauensis is the source of this 3816-nucleotide messenger RNA. Its product is annotated as transcription initiation factor TFIID subunit TAF2. Gene Ontology annotation, cellular component: transcription factor TFIID complex. Gene Ontology annotation, biological process: transcription initiation at RNA polymerase II promoter. The transcript has 4 exons. The coding region runs from base 1 to 3816 and encodes 1271 amino acids. The record is from RefSeq and is a predicted model, not a curated record. Gene Ontology annotation, molecular function: transcription cis-regulatory region binding; chromatin binding; RNA polymerase II general transcription initiation factor activity. NCBI's taxonomy places the organism in Eukaryota, Fungi, Ascomycota, Eurotiomycetes, Eurotiales, Aspergillaceae.